Messenger RNA from Indicator indicator, 2751 nucleotides. It is a transcript of the gene GRAMD1B, whose product is annotated as GRAM domain containing 1B. The coding region runs from base 1 to 2751 and encodes 916 amino acids. The transcript is spliced from 24 exons. Gene Ontology annotation, cellular component: plasma membrane; endoplasmic reticulum-plasma membrane contact site; endoplasmic reticulum membrane. Gene Ontology annotation, molecular function: sterol transfer activity; sterol binding. Lineage: Eukaryota; Metazoa; Chordata; Aves; Piciformes; Indicatoridae. Gene Ontology annotation, biological process: intracellular sterol transport. The record is from RefSeq and is a predicted model, not a curated record.
AUGCCAGCUCCCAAUAUGACAGAAACCCUGCAGCUCCCAGCACUGCGAGUCCCCGAGCAGCAGGGGGUGGAGGGUGGCCGCGCCUGGUCUAGUUCGUCCACCCCAACCCUGCGCAGGAAGCGCUUCAAGAUGAAGCGGAUGAAGAAUGUGCAGGAGCAGAGCCUGGAGGUCAGCAGGUGUCAGGAUUCUCCAUCCUCCAGCAAGGAAUACCUGCAGCUCCCCUCCAUUGAAAUCACCCCCUCCAGUGAUGAGGACACUCCCUGGUCCAACUGCUCUACACCCAGUGCCUCCCCGCGCCGCAAGCGCUUCCUGCUUCGGAAGUGGCUGCGAGUCAGAGAGAAGAAGGAGUACAGUGAGAGCAGGAGCCAGCAGUGCAGCCAGCAGAGCAGCCAGCAGAGCAGCCACGACGAUGACUCCUCCCGCUGCUUCCUGAGCCCUCACCUGCAGGAGGAGAGCACUGCCAGUAACUCCAACCGCAGCACGCCUGCCUGCUCGCCCAUCCUGCGCAAGCGCUCCCGCUCCCCGCCGCCGCACGACUGCCCGCCCGACGCCAUGGUGGAGAAGGGCUCCGACCACUCCUCGGACAAGUCCCCGUCCACGCCGGAGCAGGGGGUCCAGCGCAGCUGCUCCUCGCAGUCAGGCCGCAGCGGGGCCAAGAACUCCAAGUCACACAAGCGCCUCUCCAAAAAAAGCCAGAGUUGGUAUAAUCAUGAGAGACAGUACAUCCGGAGAGUGUUGAGUCCAACCUACAAACAACGGAACGAGGAUUUCAGGAAGCUCUUCAAGCAGCUCCCCGACACGGAGCGCCUCAUCGUAGAUUACUCAUGUGCUCUACAAAGAGACAUUCUCCUGCAGGGCCGCCUCUACCUCUCUGAAAACUGGAUCUGCUUUUACAGCAACAUCUUCCGUUGGGAGACACUGCUGACUGUUCGCUUGAAGGACAUCUGCUCCAUGACCAAGGAGAAGACAGCAAGGCUGAUUCCUAAUGCCAUCCAAGUUUGCACUGACACUGAAAAGCACUUUUUUACUUCCUUUGGGGCUCGAGACAGGACCUACAUGAUGAUGUUCAGACUCUGGCAGAAUGCUCUCCUGGACAAGCCUCUCUGUCCAAAGGAGCUCUGGCACUUUGUCCACCAGUGUUAUGGGAAUGAGCUGGGUCUGACCAGUGAUGAUGAAGACUAUGUGCCUCCUGAUGAUGACUUCAACACAAUGGGUUGUAGCUGUUCUGAGAGGUGUAAACAUAAAACCCUCUGUUCUCUGUGGCGUCUCAGCUACUGUGAAGAGAUCCCUGUGGAAGAGAACGAAGUCAACGACAGCUCCUCCAAAAGCAGCAUGGAGGCCAAGCCAGAAGCUAGCCCUCAGCUGCCAAAGAAAUCUGUCACUGCCAGCACCUUGACCUCCACAGGAAGCAGUGAAGCUCCAGCCUCGUUUGAUGGAGUCCUACCAGAAGAGGAGGAGGUAGUGGCAGAGAGUCCUGUGGAAAAAGACCUUGGCAUUGCCAAUAUCAUGGGAGAGAAGAUUGAGAUCAUUGGCCCUGUCACCUCCCCUUCCCUGGACUUCAAUGACAAUGAAGACAUCCCCACUGAGCUCAGUGACUCCUCAGAGACCCAUGAUGAAGGGGAGGUCCAGGCCUUCUAUGAGGACCUGAAUGGCCGUCAGUAUGUGAAUGAGGUCUUCAACUUCAGCGUGGACAAGCUCUAUGACCUGCUCUUCACCGACUCCCAGUUCCAGAGGGACUUCAUGGAGCAGCGACGCUUCUCCGAUAUUAUCUUUCACCCCUGGAAGAAGGAAGACAAUGGCAAUCAGACCAGAGUGAUCCUGUACACCAUCACCCUCACCAACCCCCUAGCCCCCAAAACUGCCACUGUCACUGAGACACAGACAAUGUACAAAGCCAGCCAGGAGAGCGAGUGCUAUGUGAUAGAUGCAGAGGUGCUAACUCACGACGUCCCCUACCAUGACUAUUUCUACACCAUUAACCGCUACACCUUGACUCGUGUGGCCAGAAACAAAAGCCGACUCAGGGUUUCCACAGAGCUACGUUACAGGAAGCAGCCCUGGGGGCUGGUGAAGUCCUUCAUCGAGAAGAAUUUUUGGAGUGGCCUAGAAGAUUAUUUCCGUCACUUGGAGAGCGAGCUGGCCAAAACGGAGAGCAGCUACCUGGCUGAGGUGCACAGACAAUCCCCCAAGGAGAAGGUGGCCAAGCAGGCGGCGGUGCGGCGCAGGAAGCGUGCCCACACCCACCUGCGGGUGCCGCACCUGGAGGAGGUGCUCAGCCCUGUCACCACCCCCACCGACGAGGAGGUUGCUCACCGGAUCAAGCACGUGGCAGGUUCCACUCAGACACGGCACAUCCCUGAGGAGAGCUCCAGCGGCUUCCACCUGCAGAGUGUCUCCAAGCUGCUCCUUGUCAUCAGUUUUGUGAUCUGUUUCAGUCUGGUGCUGCUGGUCAUUCUCAACAUGAUGCUGUUCUACAAGCUCUGGAUGUUGGAGUACACGACGCAGACGCUCACGGCAUGGCAGGGCUUGAGGCUGCAGGAAAGGUUGCCACAGUCCCAGACAGAGUGGGCCCAGCUGCUGGAGUCUCAGCAGAAGUAUCAUGACUUGGAGCUGCAGAAGUGGCGAGAGAUCAUCAAAUCCUCCGUGAUGCUUCUAGACCAGAUGAAGGACUCCCUGAUCAAUCUGCAGAAUGGCAUCGGGUCCCGGGACUUCGGGUCAGACCCAGAGGAGAAACGGAAACGUUUCCACUAA